CAGGUUCGUCCUUCCUCACCAUUCUCAUGCUCCGCAUUUAAUUCUCAAAAUACGAAUUACUUAAUAAUUGAUUAAUUAAUUUCCAUUUUUCUUUUUAAAACUAUUCUUAGACUAUAAAUCUUGUCCAUUUAAUUUUUCCUUCUCAAAAAAAGAAAAAGAAAAAGAAGAAGAAAUCACUGUGCAAAUCAAUCGUUGACCGAAACCCUAGGGUUUCUACCCCUUAAGCUCUAGGGUUUGAUUGGUCCUCAACGAUGGAUUUGGAAUUGGUCAAGAAGGGUUUGAGUUUCUCUCAGAGGAGGAAAAAAUGGCUGAUUCUGCUCGCCGUGUUCGGCGUCUCCGGUUACGGUGUCUACAAGGUCUACAAUUUGCCCUCUGUGACCAAGAAGAGGAAAAGAUUGAUGAAGCUCUUCGGAGCUUUGGUUUCUAUAGCCGAAACGGUCGCCGACUCCGCCGAGACGAUCGGUGUUGUCUCUAAGGACUUGAAGGAGUUUCUACAAUCCGAUUCCGACAAAAUUCCCAAUAGUUUGAAGCAGAUUUCGAAAAUUGCGAGGUCGGAGGAGUUUUCCGAGUCCUUGGUUAGGGUUACGGAGGCUUUGACUCUUGGGAUUUUGCGGGGGUAUAAGGUUGAUGCGAAGGUUGAUGGGGAUUCAGAUACGGCUUCGGGGAAUUCGGGCUUUUCUGAUAGGGUUUUGGAGAAGCUUUUCUCUACUGCUGGGACCGGUUUUGUUUCGGUUGUGGUUGGAAGCUUUGCGAAGAACUUGGUUUUGGGAUUUUUCCACAAUGGUGAAUCUGGGAAUCGUUCUAGUGUGUCGAGUUUAUCGGAGGUGCCCGGAUGGUUAAAUGUGGUUUGUGAUGAUAAAUGUAAAGAACUCAUAGGGAAUUGCAUUCAAGUCUUUGUGAGCACCGCGGUUACGGUUUAUUUGGAUAAAACAAUGGAUAUCAAUGUGUAUGAUGAGUUGUUUACUGGAUUGACUAAUCCCAAGUAUGAAAAUAAAACGAGGGACAUUCUGGUUACUAUUUGUAAUGGUGCUGUGGAAACACUUGUAAAAACAUCUCACCAAGUAUUGACGAGUUCGAAUUCGAGUUCAAAAUUGGGGGGUUCAAAUUCUUCUUCCCCAAUUGUUGAUCUGAGUGAAGGUUCGAGUGCCAUGAAAGAUGAGUUUUUUCUAAGAGAAGGGUCUUUGAAGCAGCCGAAGGAGGAGGUAUUUUUUGAUGGAAUUCAGGAUAGUGGGUGGGUUGGCAAGGUUUCAUCUACAUUGGCAGUGCCAAGUAAUAGGAAGUUCGUGCUUGAUGUGACUGGCAGGGUGACGUUUGAAACAGUGAGAUCCGUUGUGGAGUUUAUGUUGUGGAAGCUAUUGGAUGGUUUGAAAAGAAGUCUUAAUUUUGUUCGUGAGGAGGUUGUCGACAGAGGAUUGGAAGUUAUCAGAUAUUUUAGUGCAAAGUCUUCUGUCAUUGUUACCAUAUGUCUUGCGUUGUAUCUACAUGUUUGUGGUGGUGCCAAGGUUCCCUUGCCUGCUUAAUUUGAUGCGAUUCUCCCUUCCUUACAAAGGUCUCAUCAUGGAGACUCCAAUGACUUAUACUGAAAUGGCUUCUUCUGGAUAGGUUUUUUUUAUGUAUAUCUUUGUCUUGAUUGAUUAAAAUGCAAAAUUGGGUUCACCUAUUUAGUCUUGAUUGAUAGAUUUAGCACUGGGAAAUUUUGUGCUUCCACUUAUUUCUAUGUAUAUAUGUCUCUUUAUUAAAAUGCAAAGUUGGGUUCACCUA
This is a messenger RNA of Quercus robur (English oak), 1761 nucleotides long. Its product is annotated as protein PHLOEM PROTEIN 2-LIKE A10. NCBI's taxonomy places the organism in Eukaryota, Viridiplantae, Streptophyta, Magnoliopsida, Fagales, Fagaceae. Bases 252 to 1520 code for a protein of 422 amino acids. The transcript has a single exon. The record is from RefSeq and is a predicted model, not a curated record.